This is a messenger RNA of Bradysia coprophila, 3672 nucleotides long. RefSeq lists its product as uncharacterized. The record is from RefSeq and is a predicted model, not a curated record. NCBI's taxonomy places the organism in Eukaryota, Metazoa, Arthropoda, Insecta, Diptera, Sciaridae.
UUUCAGCUGAAUACGAACGAGUUUAGUUUUGUUACUUUAACGAAACCGAAGAGGUUUUUUUUUGUAUUUCCACUGUGUGUUCUGUUUAACUUGGGAGCGAAUUUUGUAGGAGAAAUAACAUCAAGUUUUAGUCGUGAAAAUAUCGCGUACCAUUCAUGUCCUACAUUUUAACAACACGAAAUUGUUAAACGAUUUUUUUGUGUGUAUCAUAAAAAGGAGGAAAAAUUUUUAGUUUUCCAACAAAAGUGACGGGGGAAAUUUAACAGAAUCGAAAAGUAGAUCACAAACGGGAAAAAUGUUUAGUGGAUUCACAGCCAGAAUAAGGUCAUGGUUUGGACGUAAGUCGAAUAAUGCGGAACAGGAUGCUCAAAAUGCAGCAUCAACCGUACAGGGUCAAGUAAACGAUCAAUUAAAGGAAACUUCGAACACAUUGUCACAAAUUAAAAAUGAUAUCGAAACCUCAACGGUCAAGAAAGCUGAGGAAGCAAAAGAGCUGACAAAGGAAACCGUAGACGAUGUAGCAGGUUACACCAGGGAUGUCGGUAAAGCCGUUGAAAACGUUUUGAGGACUGCCUCUGACAAGGUUGAAACGUCGUGGGAAGCUUCGAAACAUAAGACAGCCGCUGUUGCUGAUUCAUCGGUUAAGACCGUCCAAAGUGGAUGGAAUGCGACAAAGGACAAAGCUAAUUCGGCCGCUGAAGCGGGAAUAAAAUCAGUAAACGAAAAUGUUGGAAAAACCAAAUCGAUUGCGAAAACCACAUUCGAAGAGUCGAAAAAUCUGACUGCCUCUGCAUUAGACAAAACUGCAGAUGCUGCAAAAUCUGCUACCAACACCGUAUCAUCAAAAACCAAUGAAGGACUCAAUAUAUUAAAGUCUGGAGCAUCGGCAACUUCUGAAGGAAUCAAGAGUGGAACAGCUGCCGCUUGGGGACAAACGAAGAACACAACUGAGAAUGUUACCAACGCAGCUGUAAACAAAAGCAGUGAAGUAAUUGAUGCAGUUAAGUCAGGAGUUGGAAGCGCUUGGGAUAAGACAAAAGAUACGGCAGAAAAUGUGAAGGAUGCUGCUGUUAGCAAGACCAACGAUGGUGUCGAUGCUAUUAAGUCAGGUACAAAUGCGACUAUCGACACAGCAAAAUCAUUGGCUGAUUCUGCUUCGGCGAAGACAGCUGAUGGAAUAAGUGCAAUUAAGUCGGGAACAGCCAGUGCAUGGGAUCAGACUAAAAGUACGGCUGAAGAUGUGAAAAACGCUGCUGUCAAUAAAGGAGGAGAGACUAUUGAUGCGGUCAAGUCUGGUGCCGGCUCUGCAUGGGAUAAAACAAAGGACACCGCUGAAAAUGUUAAAGAUGGAGUAGCCAAUAAAACCAGCGAGGGAAUCGAUUUCAUAAAAUCUGGAGCUGCAUCAGCUGCAAACGCCACCGUGAACACAGCGAAAUCCUUAGCAGAUUCGGCAUCUACAAAAACUUCUGAAGGUAUUAACGUUCUCAAGGCAGGAACAGCUAGUGCAUGGGACCAAACUAAAAACACAACUGAAAACAUUACUAACGCUGCUGUCAACAAAACGAGUGAAGCAGUAGAUACAGUCAAAUCUGGCGCUGGAGCAGCUUGGGAUAAAACAAAGGACACUGCUGAAAAUGUUAAAGAUGCCGUAGCGAAUAAAACAAGUGAAGGUAUCAAUUUGGUUAAAACUGGAGCAACAUCAGCAGUAGACAGUACUGUGAAUACGGCAAAAUCGUUAUCUGAUGUAGCGUCUACAAAAACAUCUGACGGUAUCAACGUUUUAAAGUCAGGUGCAGCUAGUGCAUGGGAUCAAACAAAAGCAACAACCGAAAAUGUGACAAAUGCAGCUGUGAACAAGGGAAGUGAAGCUGUCGGUGCUGUAAAGAGUGGAGCUGAAGCAACUGUAACAAAGGGUGCAGAGGUAUUAGGUGCAGUGAAGUCAACCGCUGGCAAUGUUUGGGAAAAAACGAAAGAUACGACCGAAAAUGUAAAGGAUGCAGCCAUUAAUAAAACAAGUGAAGGCAUCAAUGUUGUGAAAUCAGGAGCAAAUGUGACUGUCGAUGCAGCUAAAUCGUUAGCAGAUGCUGCCGCAACAAAAACAUCUGAUGGAGUUACUGCUUUAAAGUCAAGUGCAGCUAAUGCAUGGGAUCAAACAAAGGCCACGACGGAGAAUGUUACAAAUGCCGCUGUCAAUAAGGGAAGUGAAGCUGUAGGUGCUGUGAAAUCGGGAGCUGAAACAGCUUGGGAUAAAACAAAAAGCACCGCUGAAGACGUGAAAAAUGCUGCGGCUAAUAAAACUAGUGAGACUAUCGAUGCUGUAAAAUCAGGCGCUGGUAGUGCAUGGGACAAAACUAAGGAUACAGCUGAACAUGUGAAAGAUUCCGCUGUUGAUAAAACUAAAGAUGGUCUAAACGCUCUUAAAACUGGAGCAGCGUCUGCAGUAGACACAGCUAAGUCAGUAGCAGACUCAGCUGCAGCAAAGACUUCUGAAGGAGUCAACACUUUAAAAUCGGGCGCAUCAGACGCUUGGGACAAGACUAAGGAAACCACAGCCAAAACAACAGAUUGCAUUUCGAAGCAGGUCUCUGGGGCUGUUGAAUCUACACAAUCUGUAGCCGGAAACAUUGUAAGCGGAAGCAAAAACUUAGUGAGCUCAGGCAUAGAAUCCGCAAAAACAGGUGGUAAGAGCGCUUGGGAUGGAGCUGCAAAUAUUACUGAAGGAGCUAAGAACUUAGUUGGAUCUGGCAUUGAUGCCACUAAAACUGCUGCCGCUAACACAUGGGAGGGAACAAAAUCCGGUGUUGAAAAGACAAAGGACGUAGCCUCCGACAUAUGUCAGUCUGGCGUAGAAACCGUCGAAUCUGGAUUGAAUAAAUCGAAAAAUGUCAUAUCUUCCGCCACCGAUUCAACAUUAAAUGCAGGUGCUGCAGUAUGGGACCAGACAAAAACAAUUGGUAGUAAUGUUGCAAACACCACAGGAUCAGCGGUUGGCAGUGGAGUCGAUGCGGUAAAGGACAGUGUUCGUUCGGCGUGGGAUGCUACAGCCAAAACUGCCGGUGCAGCAAAGAAUUCCUCAGUGAACUUUAUCGAAUCGGAAAAGAAUGCCACAGCCAACUUUUUAGGGAAAGCUUGGGAUGGAACGAAAAGUGCUACGCAGGAUGUGGGAAAAACCGUGGACAGUGGCCUGGACACAACUAUGAACAAAGCAGCUUCCGCAUGGGACAGUACAGCAAGUGCGAUGGGUUCCGUUUGGGACAGCAGUAAAAAUAAGGCAAAUGAAGCUGCCGGCAGCAAGACACCUGUAAAUUCCGACUCUUUUUCAAAGGGUGGAAGCGUAUUUAACGCAUCCGCCCAACGAGCUAAGGAUUUGGUAAAAGAAGAUACAAAAAUAUAAAACCAUUCAACAACCUGCAACUUGAUACAACUUGCAUUGCAACCUACUUCUUUCUGGGACAUCAACUAUAUAAAUCCAAGCAUCCGAUUUGCAAUUAUGUCGCUGUUUUAAACAAUAAGAUUUUGUGUUUGUUAUACUCGUAAACAUUAUGUGUUGAUUGAUUUGUACAUUAAAAUUUGAAGAAGUUUAUUCAUCAUUGUCCACUUGUAUGUAUAACAAAUAAAAAAAAAACAAAAGCUGUACAAAUAAACGAAAUAUAAAAACGUUUUUUUCUGCAA